Manduca sexta (tobacco hornworm) is the source of this 2425-nucleotide messenger RNA. RefSeq lists its product as uncharacterized. The coding region runs from base 159 to 1445 and encodes 428 amino acids. The transcript is spliced from 7 exons. NCBI's taxonomy places the organism in Eukaryota, Metazoa, Arthropoda, Insecta, Lepidoptera, Sphingidae. The record is from RefSeq and is a predicted model, not a curated record.
AUUGUGACAUUUCCUUUUGUGGUUCUGAAUGCUUCAUGUUUCAAUGUCAAAAAACAUUUUAUAUUUUAUAAUAUCAAAAGGGAAAAUACUGUAUAAUAUAAAUGUUAAACUUUAUGUUGUAGGUUUAGUAUAAACCUUCAUUAUUUUUGCGAAAAUAGAUGUAUAGUGAAAACUGUUGGGGGAACAGGGGGGAACAUAUAAUACCAUCAGCAAGAAAAAGCAUACACAGUCAUACUUCUUGUCCAUUUGGUGGAAGUGAGUCGGUCAUGGGUAAAUAUGGAAUUGAAAAAAGAAAUAUCCAGCAAAAAGCACCUAUUUUCCCAACAGAUUUAGACUUGGGUGAGGAUGUAGUGGAUAAUGCUCAAAGUAAAUAUGCUCAAGCUCUAAGUGCAGUGCAAUUUGCACCAAGGAAAAUUGAAAGGCGACAUUCGUCAAAUUCUGAAAGUGAUAUCUCAGAAGAUGAUUGCAAGAUGCUAUCAAAAUCCUUACCAGAAAUAUUCCACUCACAUUUGUAUUGCAGUGAUGAAACUCAAACAGGAGAAAGUGAGUCACAAAAUCUCACUGAUCAUUCACAGUACCAAUCAUUUGGCUCAAACCAGUGUCUCAGUAACAAAAAUAGGCACUUACGUGAAUAUAAUAAUGAUGAGGUAGAGUUACCUACACGAUCAGUAAUAUAUGAAUAUCAAAAUGAAUCAAAUUGCUUCAGAGAUGCACAGAUUAAUUUAUCAAAUUAUAUUGGUAAAAUAUGUGCCAUAUUAAUUAUCCCGAUUAUGGGCAUCCUGGCAUAUUGUCUUAGAGAUUCACUUCCUGUAAUGCAAGAUACAAAUGUUUCUACUUCUGCUCAUAUUUAUGAUAGAUUGAAAUUUUAUAAUGAUAUGACUGAUAUUGGAAAAACAUAUAAACUCAAUCAAGAUACCAUUCUGGAACUUCAAGUUGGUAUCUACUCUAUAUCAGAGAAACAGGACACUGAUUCAUUUAUAUUUUUGUACAAUAGUGAAAAACAAAAUUUCAAUUCAAAUGCAUUUAACGAAUUUAUAAAUCAAAUAGCUUCGAUUUCUGCUAGAUAUUUAAGAAAUGAAAGUGUGUCAGUUCGUCAUACCGUGAUAGACACGGUUAGCUUAAAAGUAAAGGACACAGAUGAGCUCAUUCAUAAAUACAGUGAUGAUAUUACAAGAGGUGGUGUGAUGGUGAUGAGAAAAUUAGAAAUGUUGCCAUCGUCUCUCGCAAUGGCCUUGCAUUAUUACUGUGAUGUAUAUAACCCGCUUGUCAAGAAGAGUGCUAUAUUCUUUACAUUGGAUAUAGCUAAUUGUCCAGGUAAAAUGUCUACGCAUUCCGACAUAGAGAAAUGCCUCAAGAGGAAAUGGAACACUGUCUCAAAUGAAUUCAUUGGACCUCUCCUAGCCAGGGUAGUCAGUGUCGUAGUUGAUGUAACUUAUUUGUUUUAGUUAGUACGUUAAAAAUUGUUCUGUAUUUGUUUUCGAAAAAGAAUGUUGAAGUAAUUGAUAUUCAUAAGAAGUGAAUGCAUGCAUAGUGCAUAUUUUCGGUCUAGAGACAUUAUGCGAAGAUAUUUAUAGAUAUGUUAACCAGUAUUAUUCAGGUUCUUAAAAAUGAAAUCCUGUACCUUUUAAAUUCAUUAUGGUAUACCCACUAGUCCUGUAUUAUAUUAUUACAAUGUAUCGAUACUGAAACCUACCUAUUUGUAGUCAUAGAUGCUUACCAAAUAGGUAGGUACCUUUUUGUGAUUUUAUUUUUUAUGUUAAUUUAAGUAUAAAUAUUAGAGGUACAAGUCCGAGACUAGUAGACCGCAAGUUGCAUGUGACACUAUUGAUUUUUAUGAAUUUCUAUGAAAGAGAUGCCGAACAACGCGACAUUGAGGCAUGCGGUCGUAGUGUGAACCUGCGGGCUACCGACCGCCGCACUAAUACUGACGCGGAUCGCAAGACACUAUCCAUAGAAUCCGUACUAAGACAGCGAAACAUAAAUCAUCGAAUAGUAGAGCUUUACAUAAAUCAUCUAAUAAUAUAGCGAAUACACGAGCGAGAGUGAAACUAUAAAUACUGCGUAAUUUUAUUUCAUUUGAACGAGUCAUUGCACGAAAUGAUAGUUUAUAAUUGGGUAAAAUAAUAGGUAUUUUUUUCAAAUGUCACAUCAACACAAUUUUGUAGAAUUGCUAAUGUAUCUGUAGUAAUGCGAAAAUCUAUGAAAAUGACAGACCUGCAGCCGCUUGUAGGCCAUGUCGGGAUAGAUAAGGGCGCGACCUCACGCAACAAUGUGGUUUACGUGUCGUCCCAGACUUGCACCUUUAAUCGCAAUUCUUCUAAUUCAAAAUAAGUACUAUUGUAAAUGCUCAUGAUGAUAUUCCAAUUACGUUUUGUUGAUAAUUAUGUAAUGUUAUUUUUUACUGAAAGAAUAAAAUUUAAAACAA